Messenger RNA from Perognathus longimembris pacificus (Pacific pocket mouse), 711 nucleotides. It is a transcript of the gene Acyp1, whose product is annotated as acylphosphatase 1. Gene Ontology annotation, molecular function: acylphosphatase activity. The transcript has 3 exons. The record is from RefSeq and is a predicted model, not a curated record. NCBI's taxonomy places the organism in Eukaryota, Metazoa, Chordata, Mammalia, Rodentia, Heteromyidae. Bases 91 to 561 code for a protein of 156 amino acids.
ACUCUGCAGCUCAGCUCUGCCCUGCCCUGAGGGGGACGGGGGAGGGGCGGGAGGCCCCUUCACAGAAGAGCUUGUGUUUGCCUGGGAACAAUGCUCCCAGCCCUUGGGGUGUGCCCUGGUCCGGCUGAGGGUGGAACCCCUAGAUGGGCCUCGGAGUCACCCCGCCGCGGGAUCCCGGUGUCCGCCCGGCUGGCGGCAGCGGGCCUGCUGCUAGCCGUGCUGAGCGUGCUCGGCGGCUCCCCGCGGGCCCCAGGUCUGAGCAUGGCAGAAGGGGACACCUUGGUAUCAGUGGAUUACGAAGUUUUUGGGAAGGUGCAAGGGGUGUUUUUUCGCAAGUACACUCAGGCUGAAGGUAAAAAACUAGGAUUGGUAGGCUGGGUACAAAACACUGACCGUGGCACAGUGCAAGGACAACUGCAAGGGCCCAUCUCCAAGGUGCGCCAUAUGCAGGAAUGGCUUGAGACAAGAGGAAGCCCCAAAUCGCAUAUUGACAGUGCAAACUUCAACAAUGAGAAAGUCAUCUUAAGGUUGGAUUACUCGGAUUUCCAAAUUGUGAAAUAAUGUCCUGAAUUUUAAUUUUCCAAGAUAAACUUAGAAGGCUGGACAGAGCUAUCUUGUGUUCAAUAUUUGUCAGUAAGUUGUUUUAGUAUAAAUAUUUGGCUGUUUAAUAUGCAACUGUACAAUUCUCAAUAAAAUCACCUAAGAAAUUUU